This is a messenger RNA of Strongylocentrotus purpuratus (purple sea urchin), 1383 nucleotides long. Its product is annotated as toll-like receptor 4. The record is from RefSeq and is a predicted model, not a curated record. The coding region runs from base 1 to 1383 and encodes 460 amino acids. Gene Ontology annotation, molecular function: protein binding. Lineage: Eukaryota; Metazoa; Echinodermata; Echinoidea; Camarodonta; Strongylocentrotidae. The transcript has a single exon. Gene Ontology annotation, biological process: signal transduction.
AUGAAAGGUUCGUUCAGAAAUAUGCAAAAUCUACUUAAUCUGGAUAUCUCAUAUAGCCUGUUAAAAAUGUCAUCAAUUAACCAAUUCACGAACACAUCUGCGCUGAGGGUUCUCAAUAUGUCGGGAUCACAUCUCAAAGCUGAGGAUUUAGUUAAUAUACAGACUGGGACAUCGUUGUUCUCAGGCUUGGUCUCCUUGCAGACCCUUAACCUGCGGCACAACAUGUUAGAUACCCUGCACGCUCUUCCUGGCAUAUUCACACCGCUAGGAAGUCUUCUUGAGCUAGACUUAACAAGUUGUCGUAUACGACAAGUUGCCUCGGGAACAUUUGCAAACUUAACGGCCUUGAUUCAGCUUAGCCUACCUAGUAAUGACUUAACCAGUAUUUCCAAAGACGUUUUUCAAGGUUUGCAUCAUUUACGGGUGUUGCAGCUGCAGUACAAUUCGAUUACAUUCAUUGAGCAAGGGCUGUUUAUGGGCACAAAGGAACUUCAACAGUUGAACUUACAAAAUAAUCACAUUUCGACCGUAGCCUCCAACACUUUAAUGCCGUCAAGUUUGAUUAGAUUCAAUAUCGCAAACAAUCCAUUAACAUGCGAUUGCAAGCUCGCCUGGUUCAGACAAUGGUUGAACGAGGUUGAAGGAAAAAUAGAUUUUGCUCCAGAGAAUCAAACCCGUUGUUCUAGCAGUUCCUUAAAGGUGUUGGUCAAUCAAAACAUUUGGUCGUUCCAUCCGAAUGUAUAUUGUGGGAUCAAUGUCAUGAUUAUCGUUUCCGCAUGUUUUGCGCCGAUUUUAGUGUUAACCCUCGGUAUACUCAUGUAUCUGAACCGUUGGUGGAUAAACUAUAAGUUGUAUCUCCUCAAGUUGGCCAUCGUUGGUUACCAUGAGAUCACUGAAGAUCGAAAUCCGGAGGACUAUGAAUACCAACUCAACCUCAUGUUCCAUGAAGACGAUGAAUGGUGGGUAGAUGACUGCAUGAAACCUUUUCUGGAGCAGAGGAUGGCUCAUCUGGAGCGCGUCAUAUUUGGUGAUGCCGAUCUUCACCCAGGAUCGUUCUACUUGAACGCCAUCUAUGACGUCAUCGAAAACAGCCACAAGACAAUAUUGUUGCUUAGCAACCAGUCUGUAGAUGAUACCUGGUACAUGACCAAGCUUCGUAUGGCAGUGGAGCACAUGAAUGACACCAAGUUGGAGAAGGUCAUCUUAAUUUUCCUUGAAGACAUCGAUGAUGACCAUCUACCGUACCUUGUUAGACUCUUGCUGAGUCGGAACAAGCCUUAUUUUCUGUGGACAGAGGAUGAAGAAGGUCAGGAGGUCUUCUGGGCAAAGGUCCAGAAGAGCAUGAGAUCAAACCGGCAAAUGAACAAUGUUAUACCCGUUUAA